This is a messenger RNA of Choloepus didactylus (southern two-toed sloth), 2058 nucleotides long. RefSeq names its product store-operated calcium entry associated regulatory factor (gene SARAF). NCBI's taxonomy places the organism in Eukaryota, Metazoa, Chordata, Mammalia, Pilosa, Megalonychidae. Bases 241 to 1263 code for a protein of 340 amino acids. Gene Ontology annotation, cellular component: endoplasmic reticulum membrane. The record is from RefSeq and is a predicted model, not a curated record. Gene Ontology annotation, biological process: regulation of store-operated calcium entry. The transcript is spliced from 6 exons.
CAGCUGUCCGCCUGCGCGGACAGGUGGGGCCUAGGCGGCCAAUCACAGCCCUCUACGUGUUGCAGCGGCAGUGACGUGAGACCCGCGCUCGGCCUUCAGCUGCGGCGGCUUCUCUGCGGACAGACCUUCCUUCGUCGCUUCCCGGUUCCCCGUCGUCGCUGCGCAGUGGCGUGCGAACAUUCGCAGCCCGGGUCCAGGCCCGCAAGCGCCGGCAGCCGCUCGCCAUCUCCACCGAGCGUCAUGGCCAUGGCCGGCGGGCCGUCGGCGGCCGGACGCUGCCGUCUCCUCAGCUUCCUCUUCCUUCUGCUGAUGUCGGGCUCUACCCUGGGCUGGAACGACCCUGACAGAAUCUUGUUGCGGGAUGUAAAAGCUCUUACCCUCCACCAUGACAAAUAUACCACCUCCCGUAGGCUGGAUCCAAUCCCACAGUUGAAAUGCGUUGGAGGCACAGCUGGAUGUGAUUCGUAUACCCCAAAAGUCAUACAGUGUCAGAACAAAGGCUGGGAUGGCUAUGAUGUACAGUGGGAAUGUAAGACUGAUUUAGAUGUCGCAUACAAAUUUGGAAAAACUGUGGUGAGCUGUGAAGGCUAUGAAUCCUCUGAAGACCAGUAUGUACUAAGAGGAUCCUGUGGCUUGGAGUAUAACUUAGACUACACGGAACUUGGCCUAAAAAAUUUGAGAGAGUCUGGAAAAAACCGUGGCUUCACAUAUUUCUCUGAUUAUUAUAAUAAGUUGUACUCCCCAGAUUCCUGUGGCAUCAGUGGAUUGAUAACCAUCGUGGUGCUGCUUGGCAUUGCCUUUGGAGUUUAUAAGCUGUUCCUUAGUGAUGGUCAAGAUUCUCCUCCACCAUACUCUGAGUAUCCUCCGUAUUCCCACCGUUACCAGGGAUUCACCAGUUCAGCAGGACCCUCUCCCCCAGGCUUUAAGUCUGAGUUCGCAGGACCACAGCAUACUGGCCAUGGUUCAACUUCUGGUUUUGGCAGUGCUUUUGGAGGACAACAAAGAUAUGAAAAUUCUGGUCCAGGUUUCUGGACUGGAUUAGGAACUGGAGGAAUAUUAGGAUAUCUGUUUGGCAGCAAUAGAGCUGCAACACCCUUUUCUGACUCGUGGUACUACCCAUCUUACCCUCCGUCAUACUCCAGCACAUGGAAUAGUCGUGCUUACUCACCACUUCGUGGAGGCCCGGGUAGCUAUUCGGCAUACUCAACCUCAGAUACAAGAACCAGAACAGCAUCAGGAUAUGGUGGUACCAGAAGACGAUAAGAAAGUAGAAAGUUGAAGUCAAACUUCAGAUGCAAAAUUUCUGUUUUUCAUCACUUUCUCUUAAAAAUUGCUACCUAUUAACAGCUAGGGAAAGGGAAUUUUCAAAAGUCCUGUGGUGUUUUGUCCUGUAUAGCUUUUUGUAUUCUUGUUAUUUGAGGCUAAGAGUUGGUAUAUGAUAAAAUGCUUAUGUAAAGCAUUCUGUUAGUGUAAAAACAUUUGUGUUUUGCAGUUUUUGAAAGUGAUUACUGUGAAAUGCUGAAAAGGUAUUGUUUUAUUUCUAAAAUCUGUGAUGCCAUAAAAAGCACUAAGAAUGAAAACUUUCUACCACUAGAGAGAAUACGCAAAACUUGCAUCUUAAGGUGGUUUUAGUUGAUGCAUUAGUACCUCAAAGAAACAAUAGUUUUUAUAUUUGGUAUUAUAUUAUUUGGCAUUUUCUGUUCUUCAAACAUUUAAACAAACUUGGACUACUAGUUUUGCUAAUCUGCAGUUUCUGAUCACUUGGAACCAAGGAGCUUUGACUCCUGUGAUAGUGGUAGUAGAAGGGUGUUGGUAAGUGACCCUUUGUAGGAAGUAGAAAAAUAAGCAUUUAGAAAGUUGUGAAUGAUGUGUGCUGACAAAAAUGCUUGGAACUUCCAUAUUUCCUCAGUUACUUCAGUUCCUAGGAGGUAAAAUUCAAAUGCUUUAGCAAAUGUCUUUUAAUAGCAAAAGCAUGCAGUUCUCUGUGGAAGCUCAUGUAUCCUUGUAGCUCUCUGUUUCAGUCUUACAUUAAAAUAACAGAACAAAUGAAAACAAAAA